CUUGUCAUGGAACAAGCGAGGAAGGAUUGUUCGCUGGAGGGAAGCAACAUCAAGUUGGGUAUCUUUCUGCGACACUCCACCAAAGCUCACAAACACUACGACUUGCUUCUACAGAUCUACUUGCUUCUCUCUCUUGUUGUGUUUAUCUAUCUUUUGCACUAAACUCUACCAUGAUGUCCCUACGAUUCUUGAUCGUCGCUCUCUUGGCGUCCGCCAGCAGUGCCUUUGUCGUCGUCCAGCCCACAGCGGUUGCUACCCCACAAUCCCUGUAUUCCACCAUCGACCACAACAACGACCACCACAACACGGACGAUACAGACGUGUUGGAGGGAGUGGGACCGUUGGCAUUGAAAAUGGCAGGCGUGUUAACCAUCAAGACAGCCAAGGACAUGGUGAAUUAUCCUCCGCAGUUGUUUGACCAAUUGACCCGCAACGUCAGUGGCAAGAACGAAACGAAUCCGGUCGUCAUGCUGGCCAAACUCAUGGGCGUCCUCGUCUUCAAGAUGGCCCACGACGCCGUCUACUUUCCCAUGCUGUGGACGCAACGACUCAACGAAUGCCAAUCGUUGGAGGAAUGUGAUGUCGAGUAAAUGUGACAGACGUAAUGGAGAGACCGCUGAUUACUUCCACAAAAAAACGUUGGAUCAAAUUUUAACCAGCAGCAAGGCAACAAACAAUACAUAGAAACGACAAGAAAGCGCGCUUGUUCGACCCGACGUAAUUCCGACAUUGGCGACAUCCUUUGGAUAUUGUGGUUGCAUGUAUAAAUAAAUAAAUGCAUUUUCUACAGGAGAAAGAGAGGGACGAAUGCCGGCUAUGGAGACGAAUAUCAAUAUACAUCAUCAAGAAAACCAGCUCCGUGGUCCGGCCCCUUUCAAUACCGUACAUCACACAACAAGAAAGUAUGUUACAAACAAAGAACUAGCUUUAGACAAUCAGUUUAUCAU
Molecule: messenger RNA, 947 nt
Organism: Seminavis robusta
Lineage: Eukaryota; Bacillariophyta; Bacillariophyceae; Naviculales; Naviculaceae
Source: the annotation of a GenBank genome assembly